UUCUGCACCAGUUGUUAGCCAAAAAUAAACCCCAUUCCACAACCAUAUAUGUGCAAUAGGCUGCUGGUAAGUGGAAGCUUCCUCCAGCACUGCUGUUACUCCACAAGGCCAAGGGAGUCUGCCACUGCUGCCAGGCAAUGCACAUAACCCAGCUCAACCGGGAGUGCCUUUUACAUCUCUUCUCUUUUCUGGACAAAAACAGUAGGAAAAAUCUAGCAAAAACAUGUCACAAGUUGCUAGAAGUGUUUCAGGAUCCUUUACUGUGGUCUUUGUUGAACUUUCAUUCUCCAGUGGAACUAAAGAAGGAUAAUUUUCUCCUGGGACCUGCUUUAAAACACUUGUCCAUCUGCUGGUAUUCAGAGAGAGUCAAGGUCUGUAACACUGAGGACUGGAUGAAAAACAGUUUCCAGAAAGACUUCUGUAAGACGCAUGAGAACACUGUCAGUGAUUUUUUACUAGAUGUUUGCAACAGAUGUCCAAAUCUGCUGUCUCUGACCCUCUCUGGAUGUGGCCACGUUACAGACAACUGCAUUUUGCAGCUUCUCAAGAACUGCCCAAACCUUAAGAGCCUCAAACUGGAGAACUGUGUGCGGAUCACCGACCACACCCUGAAGGCAGUGACGCUCCAUGGGGCAUCACUUCGAACGCUCCACGUGGAUUUCUGCCGCAAUGUAACACAAGCUGGGCUGGAGAGCGUCAGGGAAAAGUGUCCUUCAGUAAUGCUGAGAGCAGAGAAAAGUGCUAACAUGAUCCCAGACAGUAAGCCAGAAAAAAAGUUGAUGCUUGAAAAAGCAUCAAGAAAAUUGGUACAGCUUUAAAUGCAGCAAAAUAAUCAGUGUGGGUAUUUUACCUCACUGAGGUAGCAAUGAAAUAUGGCUACUUCUGUGGAUUCUGGUCAAGUCCUAACAAAUGAUUGUUUUGUAAAGGGUGUACUGGGAAAAUGCAUGCAUCUCUUCCUGGACGGGCUUCAGGAAAAAACUGCUCUCUGUUGUUCCUUGGGACUGGAACACACUGCAUUGCUGUCACAAAAUGCCAGACCUGCAGAAAUUGCAGUUCUGAUACCCUCCUGAACUGCAUAUGCACCUCAUUCAGAAGAGGAAAGCAGCAUUGUGUUUAUUAAGGCCAAAUAAUUUGAUGCAGUUCAAUAAAGUUGAUGGACUUUUAAGAAA
Molecule: messenger RNA, 1169 nt
Organism: Prinia subflava (tawny-flanked prinia)
Lineage: Eukaryota; Metazoa; Chordata; Aves; Passeriformes; Cisticolidae
Gene: FBXL22
Product: F-box and leucine rich repeat protein 22
Exons: 2
Coding region: 138-818 (226 amino acids)
Cellular component (GO): cytoplasm
Molecular function (GO): protein binding
Source: RefSeq, a predicted model, not a curated record